This is a messenger RNA of Plodia interpunctella (Indianmeal moth), 1136 nucleotides long. RefSeq lists its product as uncharacterized. The record is from RefSeq and is a predicted model, not a curated record. The transcript has 3 exons. Lineage: Eukaryota; Metazoa; Arthropoda; Insecta; Lepidoptera; Pyralidae. The coding region runs from base 44 to 1063 and encodes 339 amino acids.
CAAUCAACAAGAAGAGCUGUCAUAUACUAGAAAAUGACACAAAAUGUUACGAUAUUUUUAUUUACUUAGUUUGAUAAUUUAUAUUGAUGAGUCAGCAUGUUAUGGUCAUGAUAGAUCUUUGAGAUUCAAGCCUAAACAUUUUAGCAAACGUUUGCUGAAAUCGGAAAAUUCAAAUAUAGGAAAUGAUCAUGUUUUUAAAAGACGUCAAGGAUAUGGAGCGCAGAACGAGAAUGAUCUAACACAAAUCGAUGUGGCAAGCUUUAUCCAAAAACCAGAUUCGUAUGCCGAUGACGAUAGACUGCUUUCCCAGUCAUAUGAUUUUAAAAGCCAACCGAAGCGCUUUACUGACUAUGAAGACAUAUCGAAAAUCAUGAGGAAUAUGAAUAUAAUGAAUGAUAAUCCGAAUACUAAUCUUGAUAAAAGACCCAAUUCAUAUUCACGUAUGGAUUAUAUUAAUUAUCAAGACUUAGAUUUAACUCCAAAGAGUGAAAAUACAAAUUAUCCGCCAAUAUAUCACGAACCGCCCAAAAAAAGUGAUGAUAAUUCUCUUUUUAGAUGCCACUGGAAGAACACUCUUAAGUUUCCGUUUUUUUUCCAUAGAGACAAUAUUCCACUCAUAAACAUAUUGAACGGUCCAAAGAAAAAGGAUCACCUGUUCUCAACCACAGCGGAGCCUCGUAAAUAUUAUGGAAACAAUAUAUUAAACUUACCACAGAAAGGAAAAAAGAAACGUGCUAAUAAAGAAACAAAUAACUUAAAACAUAAUAAAAAUGAAAAAACCAAAGCAAAAAAUGACAAACGAGGCUUUAGCCAAUUAAUACAUAACAGUCGACAAUAUUAUCAGAAUCUAAUGAGCACCAGUUACGCUAAAAGUAAAAAUGAUUUAAAGAAAUCUCAGUGUUCAAUACAGGCGAACUCUGUUCAAGAAACUCAAAGUACAAAGUGCAUCAGUGGAGAUGACAAAAAAAUAUCAAGGAAAAGAAAAGGCAGUAUUCAUAGAAAAAAGAUCAAUAAAAAGAAAAUAGCUGUAGAAGAAAACAACGGGUACUCGUCCUCAAACUAAAUUAUCACCCAAUCAUUAAGCUCACUUUAAUUUUGAUUGAUAGAAUUUAUAUAAAUAGAGUUUUACAUUUUCA